Trichomonas vaginalis G3 is the source of this 2343-nucleotide messenger RNA. Its product is annotated as armadillo (ARM) repeat-containing protein family. The transcript has a single exon. The record is from RefSeq and is a predicted model, not a curated record. Bases 1 to 2343 code for a protein of 780 amino acids. Lineage: Eukaryota; Parabasalia; Trichomonadida; Trichomonadidae.
AUGGCAGAUAUUUUAGAAAAUUCUCCAAAUUUCAUACAAGUUUUAUGCGGCCAUAAACAAAUUCCUGGUGAAGAAUAUGUCCAAAUAUCCAAGGAAUCAUACGAGUUUUCAAACUCUGAAGAAGGAUUUCAAUGGGCUAUCUCAGUUGUUCAAGAACAAGUACCAAAUCAAAUGAAAGUUAUUGCAUUUUCCAUUAUAGAGAAUUACCUCAUAAAUCAUUUUGAAAUUCUCCUCGAUGAACAAAAAUUAUUUUUAUUAAAUCAGGUUUAUGUAGCUUUAGCUUCUGAUAUCAACCCACUCACGUAUAAGCUUGAAGCAUAUAUCAUUUAUACACUAGAGCCUGAUUUAUAUAACUUUUUUAAUACUAUUAACAUUCCUACCAAAGUAUCUCGAUCAUUAGCCUUUCUUGAAGAAUUCCUUUCAUUAAUACAGAACCCGACACCAAGAUCAGCCGAUAUUAUUGCAUAUAUGACCGAAAACGAAGUAUUUGAUGCAAUUUUGAUUUAUCUCUUAAGCCAUUUUACUCCAUUUUCAAAAAAGAUUUAUUUCGUCUUAAAGCAGAUCGUUGAGAUCUACGAAUUAACAGAUAAAAAGGAAAUUUGGAAAUACGCCUUACAAGGGCUUUUACAAUUAGAUACAAUGGUAGAUGCAUUAGAAUUAAUGGCUGCCAUAGCAAAAGUCACAGAUAAUUACAAAUUCGUUUACAAAUUUCUUGUUUCGUCAGAUUACUAUCGUUUUUUACAAAGUUACAAGAACGAUGAACAGAUCAUGUAUAACUUUGCUGUAAUCACUCAUUACCAGUUAAAAAAAGGCGAUUAUUCCACUUCAGAAAUUUUCAACAACGCAAAAUUCAUUCUUAUGAAUGGACCGCCAAUGGCAGGAGCUGCUAUUGUUGAAGACGUGCGCCUGGAGUUACACGAAAGCUUUGCUGACGUUGUAAAUUUAAUUUUCAAAUAUAAUUGCGACGAAGAUUACGUUAAUCAGGAAUACAUUGAAUACUUGUUAGAUAAGUUCGUAAACAAAUGGGAAAAUCCUUAUUCCGAAAAAUAUUUGAAAAAAUUAUAUGAAAUUCAAUCUGUUUACAUGACCGAAGAGAAUCAGCUGGCCGUGGCAUUGACAUUCACGGAGAUAUUAGAGAGAAUACAUCGGGAUUUCCCUGAUUCGUCGUAUUACAGUUAUUUCAUAGAAAUUUUCUCAGAUUAUUUUGAAAUUGAACCGGAAAACUCGUUACUGAUACAUAAUUCAAUAUUUAUGAACUUAGUUCUUAUCAUCCACCAACCAGAUGCUGAAAUUGACCUUGACUUCGUUUUCCAUCAGAUAUUAAAGCGAAUUGAUGCAGGACAAGAAGAGUUUAUAUCAUUAUUAUAUAAUUUCAUUGAUAAAUCAUUGGAUUCCAUAAGUUUUGAUAUAGGUUUAAUUGAAAAUCUUCUGAAUUCUGGAAAUUACCAGCUUCAGAGGUGCGUAGGAUUACUUCUAAACUACGUAAAUGAUGCAAAGAUACUAUACGCCAUAGUAGAAUACAUCAUACAGCUAGAUCAAACAGGAGUUUUGCUGAUGGAGUGUAUUCUUGGAAUUAGAAGAGAGAAUUUCUCAGAAGACCUUAUCAAUACGUUAAUGACAUACCUCAAAUCAAAGACACAAGAGUUUAAAGAGGAUGAUGUCGCUCUUUCCAAGUUUAUUUCUGUAUUAUUCUACAUUUCAGAAGAAAACGCUUUGGAUGUGAUCAAAGAACACUCCAUGCUCCAAGUCGGACCAGAAUCUCUAUCAACAAUCAUUAAAAUCUUCAAAGAAAAAGAAAUUCAUAAUUCUGAAUUUUUCAGAAUGGUUUUUGAGAGCUUUACGGACGUUUUCCAUAAUGCAACAAAGCUGAUUAUUGUCCAGGAGUUCAAAUCUUUCAUAGAAAACUUUCUAAUUUUGGUCGAUGUUUUCAUUCUCAAUAUAGACGUAAUUCCAUACGAAAUUCGGUUCAAAUUCUUCAAGUUCGCUAUCGAGGCCUUCCAAUACGCCCGGUAUCUCCCGAAUUCCUUACCGAAAUUUACGGACUUUUUCAUGAACUACUACGAUUACAUAGAUCCCGACCAAUUAAACGAAAUAAUACUCCAUACAUGGGAUAUUGUGAAGUUUAUUCGUAUUUCGAUCGACGAUUUGUUCGCAUUGAUCAGAUUCCACGCUUUUUGCAUCGACCACGAUUACUGUGGAAACGAUAUUUUUGCGGGAAUUCCAGAAAUUGCCCAAAAUGAAGAAAUUAAAAACGAAUAUUUUGGUCUCAUCGGAUUAGAUCCAUUAACUGACUCAGAACUAUUCGAUGACUUUUUGGAUAGGUUUUAUGCAUCUAUUCAGUAA